Molecule: messenger RNA, 6380 nt
Organism: Catharus ustulatus (Swainson's thrush)
Lineage: Eukaryota; Metazoa; Chordata; Aves; Passeriformes; Turdidae
Gene: HACD1
Product: 3-hydroxyacyl-CoA dehydratase 1
Exons: 7
Coding region: 132-863 (243 amino acids)
Biological process (GO): fatty acid elongation; very long-chain fatty acid biosynthetic process; sphingolipid biosynthetic process
Cellular component (GO): endoplasmic reticulum membrane
Molecular function (GO): 3-hydroxyacyl-CoA dehydratase activity
Source: RefSeq, a predicted model, not a curated record
GGCAGCGGCCCUCGGGGAAGACAGAUGGGGUGAGAGACAGCGCUCGGUCCGGCUGUCAGCGCGGCCCCAGCCCCGCCGCGGAGGGAGCCCCUCCUCCCCGCCGUGCGCGCCGCGCUCCCGGCCAGGGAACCAUGGCGUCCAGCGAGGAGGACGGCGGCGGCAACGGCGCCGUGGAGGAGAAGGAGAAUGGCAAGAAGAAGAAGCUGGGCGCCUUGGCCACGACCUGGCUCAUCUUCUACAACGUCGCCAUGACUGCGGGGUGGCUGGUAUUAGGUAUUGCCAUGGUGCGGUUUUAUAUACAGAAAGGAACACAUAGAGGCUUAUUCAGAAGCGUUCAAAAGACGCUUAAAUUUUUCCAGACAUUUGCUUUGCUUGAGGUAAUCCACUGUGCAGUUGUUCGCACAUCUGUGCUUGUGACUGGGGUCCAAGUGAGUUCAAGAAUCUUCAUGGUGUGGUUCAUUGCACAUAGUAUAAAACAGAUCCAGAAUGAGGAGAGCGUUAUUCUUUUUCUGGUCGUAUGGACUGUGACAGAGAUUACUCGAUAUUCCUUCUACACAUUCAACCUGCUCAACCAUUUGCCAUACUUCAUUAAAUGGGCCAGAUACAACUUUUUUAUCAUUUUGUAUCCUGCUGGAGUUGCAGGUGAACUGCUAACCAUAUAUGCUGCUUUACCCUAUGUGAAGAAAACAGGAAUGUUUUCACUGAGACUUCCCAACAAAUACAACGUCUCCUUUGACUACUAUUACUUCCUUAUUAUUGUCAUGUUUUCUUAUGUGCCAUUGUUUCCACAACUAUAUUUCCACAUGCUGCGGCAGAGAAGAAGGGUGCUUCAUGGAGAAGUGAUUGUGGAAAAGGACGAUUGAAUCAAGCUGUGUAACCAUGGUGCUUUUAGUGGAAAGGAAAAGAAGAGAGGGUAAAAACCCAAAACUUCCUCUGAUUUUUCUGAGUCCAAGUUUUAAAACAUGGAACAAGAAUAAACAACUGUGCCUAAAAUAUCAUGGAUUGUAUUAUUUUUGAAGUUGAUAUAUUUUCAGAGCUACCUUUUCAUCCUCAGAUUCACUUUGGUUUUUGAUUGUUAAUUUCUUCAAAGAAAUAUUUUCUUAUUUUCAGUAGGUUGACAAUUAGCUUUAAGAAUUGGAAUAAUUGGCUACUGUGCUUUCUGUUCUGAAAGUUCUGUUAUGAUGUGUAGUCAUUAUCAAGAGCAGGAGAGUUGAUAAGUUGUACUGCAAAUGAGUCUUCUGGAAAUCAGAGUGUAAAUUAGGUAAUGAUGUUUUUCAUAGACUGGGUGAAUUGGAUGGUAUUUAAGCUUUAUAUUAAUACCUUUCCAGUUAUAAGUACUCUAGCACAUUGUUCAACAUUUUUUUAAUUACAGUAUCACUGUAGAAUUCCAGAAGGACUUUUGAAAGGAGUUGAAUUCUUCAUUGUCAGUGCAAAUUUAAACCUUCCUGUAUUUUCAUUUGUAAUUUUAAACAUACUUAGAAUAAUAGAUACAAUAUUAAAUGGUUAAAAGUUUUUUCUGAGGAGUAGACAGGAUGUGCCUACCUUUCUCUAAUCACUGGCUGGAAUGAGAUUCCUUUGCAGAGCAAAGCUGAUUGUCAGCAUGUUUACUAUUCUAAAUUUAAAUUACGUAUGCAGAAAAAUCAGUAUUGCAUUGAAAAACUUUAGCUAUGGUGAGAUAUUUGACUUCUUUUAAAUAGCUCAAAUAUAUUUAAAAUAGCAUCUUAAAAUAUAAAUUGUGCUUUGAUUCAUCCCACUGGGCAAUUUUAAUUACUCCCUCCCCAUUAAUUGUUUAUAUGUGUUGACCUAAUUCUAUUUCAUAUCUUCAGUAGUCUGCAAGAAGGAUCUACAGUAUGUUGAUUGAAGUUACACAUGGUAUUACACUGUAUGAUGGCUGAGUGGGAUAGAUCCAACAAAUUAGAAGAUUUUGAUCUAACAGCCUUGCAGAUUCAGAGAAAAGGUGAUGCAUUUGAGGAAACGUGGGUACUUAGUGAGAGAGAGAAGAUGGAAAUGUAGUAAUGUGGUAUGAAGCCUUGAAAAUGUAGGCAACAAACCUGUCUUGCUUCUGACUUCACUGAUGUCAAAAGAAGUGUAAAUAUGUGUGGAAGAGCUGCCUCAGGCAGCUGUAAGUCAGAAUAUUUGUGAUUGCUGAGGUAAUUUCUGGAGUACAGUCUUAUAUUUUGGCUACCUCAGGGAUGAAGAAUUGGAUAACCUCCUGAAAGCCGAGAAUAAUAACAAAAUUAGUUGAAGUGAGAAAGAAGUCAAAAAGAUUGAGUUGUUAAUUUGUGUAAUUCUUUGUUAUAUGAUAAAUACAUGGAAAGGCUUUUCUAAGUAUGGACGUGUAGCUAUGAUGAGUUUGAAACAAGGUAAAUAGCCAAUGGAUAUCAGAAUACAGGUCCUACCAAUAAGAUCAAUUAGGUUACAGAAUGACAUAAUAGUGCUUAUCAGUGCAUGCAGUGUCUUGGAAGGUUUUCAGGUAGAGUUGGCAAGAGAUUAAACUACAUUUUUGAAUAGGCAGUUUCCAUUUUUAGCUUCAAUGAUUCUAUGAUAAUACAGCUUUUUUAAAAAUUUGUAGAUAUGCCAGAAUAAGAUGGAUAAGUUAAUUUGGUAAAAAAGCAAGGACUUGCUAGAUCCCUAACUUUCAAAUUCCAUGUUGUGCCUUGAAUUUGUGAUAUUUAUGCAUGCUUUCAUUAGACAUAAAUUAGUUUCUUUUUAUAUGACAGGUGCGUAGUGGAUUUGAGAAAGAACAGUUGUAUUUCUUAAAAUUUUAAAUUAUGUCAUCUUUGUAUUCCUCAAAUUUCACACAAGGUGCUCUAAUUUAACUUACUAUUUCUGUUUUAUAUGCAGCUAAAAUUAUUAAAAGUUUAAAAUAUAAACUACAUUUACAACACUGAAUCACAGAAUAGUUGUGUUACAUGUGUUCAGACUAGCAGUUGUAUGUGUUCAACAUUCUUUCAGUACUGUUUUGUAAACUAUGAGGAACAUAUUGGCAGUUUUGAGAAAUAUAUCUCCAUUAGCAGGCAGAAUAGUGUGAUGAGAUAUGAGAAACUAAGAUUGGAUUAAGUUCUGUGGCUUUUUUUUUACUGUCAGGGCAGCUCACUGAAGACCAUAGCUAUCAAUUCAUUGAAAAUGCAUUGGAUACUUAAAGAUGUGAUUUUGAAAUCCUUGAUCAGAUGAGUGUAUCCCAUAGAUAGUACUCCUUCUAAAAGGAAUACUUGCACUAUAAAAAUUCAUUAUAUUUGUUUUCAUUGUGGCCUAAAGAUAUUAUCAUGUGCUAAUCAAGGACCUAUUUUUAUAUCCUCUUGUACAUGAAAAAUGAAAAAAAUGCAACACUGUUUGUUACAAUCUUGGGUUGCACUUCCAUAGAGCAACAACGUACAAGGUAAUGAUACAAUUUAAAAAUGGAUUUACAGCUACAAAACAACCAUGCUGAAUAAUGAAUUAAUAAAAGUAAAGCUAAAAAUUACUUCACAUUCAAUGUUUCAUUGACCAGAGAGAUUGCCAUGUAGAUUAGUUUACAUGGCAUUCACCUAAAAAAGUAAGCAACAUGUUCUUUUCUUCCUCCUGUUUUUUUUGACUGAAACCUUUCAUUGAAGACUCCUUUUCACAGAAUCAGUAAGGUGGGAAAAGACCUCCAAGGUCACCAAGUCCAACCUUUGACUGAACACAACCACAUCAACUAGACUGUAGCACUGAGUGCAGUGUCCAGCUGCUUCUUGAAUGCUUCCAAGGAUGGUGGCUCCACCACUUUCAUGGGGAGCCAGUUCCAAUGCCUGACCAGCCUUUCCAUGGAGAAAUUCUUCCUGAUGUCCAACCUGAACCUCCCCUGGCACAGCUUGAGGCCUUUUCCUCUUGUCUGACUGCUGGUUGUUCUGGUAACAUAUCUUCUGAAACAUAGUGAGAAUUAGAGGUUAAAUCUUCUUGCUAUUGACUUCAGAUGAGCUAGGAUUUUAUCCUAGGUAGCUUAUUUAAAUUUCAAUAUACCAUCUUGAAACAUUUAAUUAUCCUGUUAAAUGGACAUUAAAACUUAAGUAUGAUUUUCAUAUGGUGCUCUCUUUCCAACUUCUUUUUUACAUCUGUCUUUUUUGUCUUCCUCUCUGCAAUAUUCCUAGUUUUCUAAAGCAUUUAAAUCCUCCUGCUUACGUAAGAUUAGGAAUGUAUUCAAACAUCAGCAUCUCUAAUGUUUUCAUGCAGUCUUUAACAAAUUGUCCUUAUAAAGGUAUUUUCAUACUUGUUCUGUGUAGUCUUUCUAAAAUUAAUUCAUAUAGAGCAUGGCUUUAUGAAACUUUUUGAAUAGCAGUACAGGGAGAAACAGGGAGACUCCUUUUAAUCAGGUGACAUUUCCUACUAUUGGUAGAAACAGAAGCCAUCUUUUAUAUAAACUCCACCUGAAAACAUUUGGAUUUUUUGAGGUUCUCCCCAGCACUCCUGUACUGUGAAAAGCUGUUGGGGGACAGUUUGGGUUGUUUCACAGCUCAGCCCAGAAUGUUUGGAGGUCAGAUCCUGACUUCAGGGCAUGGACGGCAGAAGGGAAUAUGGUGCUGAGAUAUUACAUCUUCUACGUUAUCUGCCAAGGGUCACUGGUGAGAAGUUGUUGAUGUCAUUUCUCCCAUCCCAAGGACGUGAGGUGAGAGGAAGCUCAGUGUGCUCUCAUUACCAUCUGUGAGGGUGCUCAGGAGAUCAGCUGGGAGGAUCUCUGUGCUCAAAGGGCAUGUUAGAGGAAGGGCUUUCCCACUCCACCCAGCUCUCCUUUGCCAUCUGUUGGCUUGUGUGUCUUGGGAUGCGCAGGUCUGCCAGGAUGGGCAUGGCGCACCAAUCUCAACAGCACAGUUCAACAUACACUGCCUUGGAGAAAUGCUGCAGGGUGCUGUUUCUAAUUCCCAUUGAACAUAACAUUUAGCCAGGUUCUUGCUCAUGGGUAGAUUGCAAGGCUAGUUAACGGGGAGAUGCAAGGAGAUCUUUUCUGUGAUCAGGUGGAAAUAUGUACAUUUUAAAUCUGGGUCUAGCUACUGCUCUGACUGUGGUACCUGCAAUCUUCACAGUAGCUUACUUCAGUGGAUAUUUGUGUAUGUGUAUGGUUACUAAAUAAACCAGAAUUAAACCAAUUUAUUAAACUAAUUUAUUUAAAUUAGUUAAAAUUACAUAAAUAGUUUUUGAAUCAAACUCUUGCUUAAUCUGCCUUAGAAAGAAAAAAAGAAAAGAAAGUUAAUACAAAUAAAUGUUCUGCACUAGGCAGUAGGACUUCAUAAAUCACAAUUUUUCAGGCAGGCAAACUGGCUGCAGUUCAUAAAGGAUUUUUAAGUCGGGUUUUUUGAACAAAAAAGGUGAAAGCUUUUCUGAAAAUCAAAGUUUAUUUAAUAAUGUAUAUUUUAAAAUGUGCUGAGACUUACUGUGUUAUUUAUUGCCAGAUUACAAUUUAAAUUCACGCUGAACCUACAGUUUUUAUAGAUGAUUAACUGCUGCCCAUUAAAAUGUUUCAUUCUGUGUUUGUUACAAUGGCUGUUUAAAAAACAAACUCCCCAUUUUUCUGCAGAGCUCUGUGUUCUCUUGCUCUAGUGAGUUGCAGUGUUGUUUUUGCCUGCCAUGCUUUGCCAGGCUGCUAAGGUGGCAGGUUUCAUUGUGCCAAGGGUGGCUCCAUGGGCUUGCUCCCAGGAGGGCACAGCUCCACCGUGGGCGGCACUCUCAGGUCGGUGUCAGUACCACUGUGCCACCGGUGCCAUCCUGCAGUCUUGAGUGCCUUCAGAAGGACUGACAGCUCUACAGAUGUCCCCAGCUACUCAUCCCUGUGACUCCCCAGAUGGAGAAGAGCUGUCUGGUGAACUCCUAGGUCACAAAAGCAAAUCUGACAAGUGAACUGGGAGCUGUCCCGAGAGAACUGCAGAGAAUGAUUGUUGGGUGACUCCAACCCUCUCUAGGAAGCUGCUGACAAUUUCUCAUCUGCAGCUGGUGGUGGCUGGUGAUGUGUAGAACUUUCUGUGUCAGGUUGUACCACCUGAAACAUGUUGUCUUUUCAUUCACACCAAUCCUGCCGCUGUUCGGUCUUGAAUGUAUGUGAAUGUCCUUUCAGUUUAUGGCUUUGUAAAAGUGUAAGUGCAGAAAAAUUUGUCCAAGUGUAUAGAAUGUAUAUGUAUAGAAUUGUACUUAGUUUCUUAAUAAUGUGAAUACACUGCAACUGCUUAUUAUUGUUAUUUCUUCUGAAAUGCGUUAUCAUUAAAAGUUUACACGGACAGGAAAGCAGCACAGUAUUAUACUUCUAAUAACUUAUUUAUUUGCAAAAAUUAUAAUAUUUUUUGAGAUAUAGAUUCAGAUAUUUGUUUUAGAGAUUGUUACUACUGUAGCAUUGUAAAAAUUAUUCAUCUAUUAAAAGACAUAUUUUAAACUUC